GUUGUCUGUCAUUCGCACGCCUUAAAACAAUUCCGCACUGUUCUGUUCGUUCUGUGUUCUAUGCGGGAUUGAGCGAUACAUUUUGACAGACAUUGUUAUAUUAUUUUCCAUUCAGUCUUUAUUUAACAGACUAACGGUUCGCGUCGCUGGAAAAAAAUCAUUGAUUCGAAUCCCGAAAUAUUGAAAUCGGCGUAAAUUUUGUUAUUAAAAAAAGCUUGCUUGCCUGUUUUGAUUUUUUGGUGAUCGGUUUCUUUGGCGCUACGCUCAAGUUAAAGAUAUUUUGUGCUUUUGAGUUUUAACACUCAGCUUUUUUUGUUAAAGAGAAAAAAUUAUUAUUUAUUUUGUUAAUUAAUUUAAUAAUCACCACUUAAAUCAAUAUGUCUCACCAUUGGGGUUACACUCAAGAAAAUGGACCCGACAAGUGGUUCGUUGAAUUCCCUGAGGCCAAGGGUACUCGCCAAUCGCCCGUCGAUAUUGACACUGCCGUCUGCAAGAAGGGUAGCGAUUUAAAAGUUCCUCAACUCAAAUGGAAAUACGUUCCUGAGCACACCAAGAGUUUGGUGAAUCCUGGCUACUGCUGGCGUGUUGAUGUCAAUGGUAACGAAUCGGAAUUAACCGGUGGUCCAUUGGGUGAUAACAUCUAUAAAUUGGAACAAUUCCAUUGUCAUUGGGGUUGCAAUGAUGGCAAGGGUUCGGAGCACACUGUCGAUGGUGUUUCCUAUGCCGGUGAAUUGCAUUUGGUCCAUUGGAAUACAACCAAAUACCAGACCUUCAAUGAGGCUGCUGCCCAGCCUGAUGGCUUAGCGGUGUUGGGUGUUUUCUUGAAGCCCGGUCUCCAUCAUGAGGAAUUCGAUAGAAUCACAAGCCUUUUGCAGUUUAUCAAACACAAGGGAGAUCGUGUCACCCUACCCAAUGGCUGUGAUCCUGCCAAGCUGUUGCCCAGCACCACCACUUAUUGGACCUACGAGGGCUCCCUUACCACUCCACCCUGCUCGGAGUGUGUCAUUUGGAUUGUCUUCAAGACACCCAUUGAAGUGUCCCACGAACAAUUGGAAGCUAUGCGUGACCUGAACUGCUAUGACGUAAAAGAAGAUUGUCCAUGCAAUGAAUUGAACGGCAAGGUGAUUAAUAAUUUCCGUCCCCCCUUGCCAUUGGGUAAUCGUGAAUUGCGUGAAUUUGGUGAGCACUAAAGGUGGGCCGUUGAGAGAGCAAAAUUAAUGACACACUGGCAGGAUGAGAGAGAGCGAAAGAAAAUAAAAAUUUGACGGUAUUAUUGCUUUAUUUGCAAUUUAGAAAGUAUUUUCCCCAAGGAGGGAGGGAGUGAUUGUGAAUUACCCCUCCUCUUUUAAGUGAUCUUUUUUGAGUUUUCGUUUUGUUUUUUUUUGGUUUUUUGUUUUUAAUUUUAAAUGUUUUAUUUUUUGGUUCUUUCUUGCAAGCACUGAUUGUUGUGAAAUGCACUGAUUAUGGCAAUAAAUUCUAGAGUUAUUUU
Messenger RNA from Musca domestica (house fly), 1489 nucleotides. RefSeq names its product carbonic anhydrase 2 (gene CAH1). Gene Ontology annotation, molecular function: zinc ion binding; carbonate dehydratase activity. The coding region runs from base 378 to 1190 and encodes 270 amino acids. Gene Ontology annotation, cellular component: cytoplasm. The record is from RefSeq and is a predicted model, not a curated record. The transcript is spliced from 3 exons. Lineage: Eukaryota; Metazoa; Arthropoda; Insecta; Diptera; Muscidae.